Musca vetustissima is the source of this 1554-nucleotide messenger RNA. Its product is annotated as probable peptidoglycan muropeptide transporter SLC46. Gene Ontology annotation, biological process: transmembrane transport. Gene Ontology annotation, cellular component: membrane. The transcript is spliced from 9 exons. The record is from RefSeq and is a predicted model, not a curated record. NCBI's taxonomy places the organism in Eukaryota, Metazoa, Arthropoda, Insecta, Diptera, Muscidae. Bases 1 to 1554 code for a protein of 517 amino acids. Gene Ontology annotation, molecular function: transmembrane transporter activity.
AUGGGUCUAUCAAUGUGGCAAAAAACUCGUUAUUAUUUAGUGGAGCCGGCGGUAUUAAUUUUAGUCUUUGCCUAUAAUUUAUCGGCAACGGUGUGGAAAAAUCAAAUUAUCUAUCAGACAUGCACCACAAUAUUUCAUCACAAUACAACGGAUUGUAAAAAAUUAUCAACAAAAGAUGCUAGCGAUUAUAUAAAGUCCAUAGAAACGGAAGUCCAGUCCUAUACGGUGGUAUUCUUUAUGACAAACUCUUUGAUACAAAGUAUAGUACCGGCACUUUGCGGGACAUUUGUUGGAGCUUGGUCGGAUCGAUUUGGUCGUAAACCUCUACUGAUAGCAUCAUUUACAGGUUAUUUUCUUUUCUAUGCCCUAACCUGUCUCAUCAGUCAUUUAUCCGAUUCGUAUGCCGUUGAUCCAUGGUUUUAUAUAUUACCCUCUAUACCGCUAUCGUUAUUGGGUGAUGGUGUUACAUAUUCCGUGGCUGCCUUUUGUUAUAUCUCAGAUGUUUCAACAGCCAAAGAAAGGCCAUAUCGAAUGAAUUUAUAUGAAGCUGUUAUCUAUAUUGGCCUAAUGUCGGGAUCCUUUGUAUCAGGAUAUAUUUACAAUGCUUACGAAUCGGCUACACUAAUAUUUUUCAUAUCCUCAAUGUGUAUUCUAUGGGCAACACUGAUAGUUAUAUUUCUAAUACCGGAAAGUUUAAAUAUGCGACAGAUCUCAUCAGCAACAAAUGCGGUACAUAAAUUUGAAAAUCCCCAGCAUAAAAACGAUACUGAAAAUUCUCAAGCUACAACAUCGGCAAAUAUUUCUUCUACACAAUCAGAAAAUAAUAAGGAUACCCAGGGUCAAACUGAAGUUGAGGAAAAUCGCCAACAUUCCAGAAAUCGUCUGAGAAAAUUAUUUGACAUUGAUCAUUUGAAGGCAAUGUAUUUAACCUGUUUUAAGGCAAGAGAGUUUGAAACACGUUCGGUUAUUUUGUUGAUUGUGGCAUGUUUGUGGACGUGUGCCUUUGUCGUGGAGGGAUCGUCGACCGUAUUUUAUUUAUUUGUGCGUGAGAAAUUCCAAUGGACCGUUAAAGAUUUUACCACAUACGAAACGAUAAGUAUUUUGAUACCAAUAUUGGGUAAUGUUUUGGGCGUUUGGCUGUUAAGGAGGGUUUUCAAAAUGCAAAUCCUCACAGUGGCCAUCUACGCCUUGUUGUCCCAAGCCUCUAGCAGUUUAAUGAAAGGUUUUGCUGCCGUCAAUUGGCAAUUGUAUUUAGCCAUUGCCUUGGGUAUUCUCAAAUCGGUGGUCAAUCCAAUGCUGAGAACAAUUUUAACCAAUUUACUACCACCCAAUGAAUUGGGAAAAAUCUUUUCAUUUAUUAGUGCCAUUCAGGCCUUUAUGCCAUUUGUGGCAUCCCCAUUGUAUACGAUUAUUUAUCGUUCAACACUCACCUCAUUUCCGGGACUAUUUAAUAUAAUAAAUGCAAAUCUAUUUAUUGUGGCCAUUGGUUUUAUACUAGUUAUUUUGCGUAAAAAACAAAAAUACCCGGAACAUUACACAGCGAUUUUGAAUUGA